Molecule: messenger RNA, 818 nt
Organism: Eurytemora carolleeae
Lineage: Eukaryota; Metazoa; Arthropoda; Copepoda; Calanoida; Temoridae
Product: sorting nexin lst-4
Exons: 10
Coding region: 171-782 (203 amino acids)
Biological process (GO): endocytosis; endosomal transport; plasma membrane tubulation
Cellular component (GO): plasma membrane; cytoplasmic vesicle
Molecular function (GO): phosphatidylinositol binding
Source: RefSeq, a predicted model, not a curated record
GAAUAUUUGAAUUUUUCUUCUUCGUUAUUUCAGCAACAAGAGCUGGAGAAGGAGUAACAAUAUCAGAGGAUGGUUCUGGGUAUUUUUACUGGACUUCACCGAGUGACUCCUACACCUGUGUGGUUGGGGUUCCUAAGAAAGGGGCCAAGUUUGGUGGACUUAAAGCUUUCAUGACAUAUCCUGUAACACCAUCUUUUAAUAAUGUUCAGGUUUCAAGACGUUACAAGCAGUUUGACUGGCUUCAUGAACAAUUAUCAGCUAAAUUUGGAGUUACCAUAGCAAUACCACCUCUUCCUGAUAAACAGGUGACUGGGAGGUUUGAGGAGGAAUUAAUAGAAAUAAGGAGAAUUGAACUGCAGAGUUUUGCUGAUAGGAUCUGCAGGCACCCUGUACUGUCCCAGAGUGCUGUUUGGAAACAUUUUAUUUCGGAAACGGAUGAAAAGAGAUGGACUGCAGGAAAACGUAAAGCUGAAUCUGAUCCCCUCGUGGGACCUGGCUUCCUCACUACACUGCAAACCCCAGAAAAGGAGGGAAAUGAGGACGCUAUUGCUCUGUUUGUUCCUGCUCUGUUGAAACUAGAUUCAGCAGUUAAGAAUAUGUACUCUUUAACCCAGGAGCAAUCAAAUAGAUACAGAUCUGGCUACAAGAAAAGCAUUCAGAACUUAGGAGGUGGGUUCCAGGGUUUAAGUGCGAGCUUGAACGGUCAACUUCCUCAGCUAGAGAAGAUCGGGACUAGUUUUGUGGAGCUAGGGGAUGUUUUUGAAACACAAGCUCAAAGGUGAUUUUCUAAUAAUUAUUUUUUCUUUUACCAACCUCUC